UUAAUUUAAAUUUAAAUUAUAAUUAUAAUGCUUCUAUUUGGGCAUCAUCAGGUGGGCCAAGCGUCCAGAGUAGAUGGACCAUUUGCUUUUUUUAAGUGCUUUUUUUGUUGGGACUAAUAAUAUAAAAUAACUAAGAGGCUUAAACAUAAUAAAUACAAAUUACAAGAAGCCCACAGAGGCGCAUAGCACAGUUAUUACUCUUUCAAAACCCUGAAAAUCUAAAAUCAGCCAUGGGUUCAAUAGGUACGGUGUGUUCAAGCUUCAUUACAGCACCUCCGUCGUCAUCUUCCCUCUCCAGAACAACUCCUUCGUUCUGCUGCGCAUUUCCUUCUCGUAGAAUCAUCAUCAAGCCAAGAAUGGGUCCAUAUCCGGCCCAGGCCCAGCCCAAGGAGGCCAAGCUCUGGGGUGGCAGGUUCGAGGAGGGCGUAACCGACGUUGUAGAGAGGUUCACCGAGUCGAUCUCCUUCGACAAGCAGCUCUACAAACAAGACAUCAUGGGAAGCAGAGCACACGCUACAAUGCUCGCUCACCAGGGUUUGAUAACCGUGAGUGACAGAGACUCCAUUCUCCAAGGUUUGGACGAAAUAGAGAGGCGCAUUGAGAAUGGAGAGUUCAAUUGGAGAGCUGACAGGGAGGAUGUUCACAUGAACAUUGAGGCCGCGCUCACCGACUUGAUCGGUGAGCCUGCCAAGAAGCUCCACACUGCACGGAGCCGGAACGAUCAGGUCUUGACGGAUUUUCGCCUCUGGUGUCGCGACGCCAUUGACAAGAUCCUCGUGAGCAUGAAACAGCUUCAGGUCUCACUGAUCACCCUGGCUUUGAACAAUGAGGGUCUCAUUGUUCCUGGUUAUACUCACUUGCAGCGCGCUCAGCCGGUUUUGCUGCAGCAUCUUCUGUUGGCUUAUGUUGAGGAGAUUGAACGUGAUGCUGGUCGUUUGGUAGAUUGUAGGGCUAGGAUGAAUUUCUGCCCCUUAGGAGCUUGUGCCUUGGCUGGUACAGGGCUUCCUAUUGAUCGAUUCAUGACUUCUGAAGCUUUAGGAUUUACGGCUCCCUUGAGGAAUAGUAUAGAUGCAGUUUCAGACCGAGAUUUUGUGCUGGAGUUUCUUUCUGCUAAUGCCAUCACAGCCGUGCAUCUUUCUCGGCUUGGUGAAGAGUGGGUAUUGUGGGCUUCAGAGGAAUUUGGAUUCAUCACACCAAGCGACUCUGUUUCAACCGGAAGUAGUAUAAUGCCUCAGAAAAAGAAUCCAGAUCCGAUGGAACUUGUUCGAGGGAAGUCUGCCAGGGUCAUAGGGGAUCUUGUUACUCUUCUCACAUUGUGCAAAGGACUUCCUCAUGCUUACAACCGUGAUUUGCAGGAAGACAAAGAACCAGUGUUUGACAGCGUUAAAACAAUUUUGGGGAUGCUUGAAGUAUCAGCAGAAUUUGCUCUAAAAAUUACUUUCAAUCGGGAAAGAAUACAAAAGGCAUUACCUGCUGGUCAUCUUGAUGCAACCACACUAGCUGAUUAUCUUGUUAACAAGGGUGUGCCAUUUAGAACGUCUCACGAUAUUGCUGGAAAAUCUGUUGCUUUAUGUACGUUGAAGAACUGCCAACUGCUGGACUUAAGCCUUGAUGAGCUGAGAAGUAUAAAUCCAGUCUUUGAGGAGGAUGUGUAUGAAUUUCUUGGAGUAGAAAAUGCGAUUAAGAAAUUUGUCUCUUAUGGCUCCACCGGGUCAGCAUGUGUUGCCAGCCAACUUGAUUAUUGGUUGAAAAAACUUGAAAUGAAGUGAAGAUUACCCUAAUGUCAUGAAAUUCUCAUCGUGCUAGGGAAGCCAAUUCCUAAAACAUGGAAUAAUAGCUCACUGCCUUGCCAAAGUUGCUGGAACACGUAAUUCUGGAAUCAACCAAGAUGAUACCUUUGAGUAUUUGAAGCGUGCGAGAGCAUUAGUUGUUAUAUGCAAAUUAGUCAGGGUUAUGUACUUUCAGAAUCAAAUGUGCCAUGCCGUAAGUUAUGAGUUUUUUGCAUUUUACAUUACCUCCUGUUCGACUGUAAUUUUAGCAUGUCGAAUGAAUUUUGUGUAGCUUUUAAUGAAAUAAACUCAUCUUUAGCACCCAUACGGCUAGAGUUGUGAUGUGUUGAUUGGAAAAAAAGAAAGGUUAAAUUUUAUAUGGUUGAGCGGUAUGGUAAAUUAUACCCA
Messenger RNA from Glycine soja, 2177 nucleotides. RefSeq names its product argininosuccinate lyase, chloroplastic-like. Gene Ontology annotation, cellular component: cytosol. The transcript is spliced from 6 exons. The record is from RefSeq and is a predicted model, not a curated record. Gene Ontology annotation, molecular function: argininosuccinate lyase activity. Bases 231 to 1769 code for a protein of 512 amino acids. Lineage: Eukaryota; Viridiplantae; Streptophyta; Magnoliopsida; Fabales; Fabaceae.